UCUCGUAUAAUGUCACAACCAGGCAUGUAUGAAGGUAAUGACAUAGAGGAAGAAGAAAUUGAUGAUGAAGAAAUAGGUGAAUAUGAAAUGGAUGAAGAUAUGGAUUACGAAGAUAUGGAUGAUGAAGAAUUUUAUGAAGCCAUGUACAUAUCUGUGAUGACAAUUUAUGCAUUAAUGCAUGUGCUAAAUCGGUUUCUUAUUAUGAUGCGUGGUGAACAGGUUGAACGUCCAUUAACCCGCAAUCUUCCGACAAGUAUAUAG
Prunus armeniaca (apricot) is the source of this 261-nucleotide messenger RNA. Lineage: Eukaryota; Viridiplantae; Streptophyta; Magnoliopsida; Rosales; Rosaceae. The record is from the annotation of a GenBank genome assembly.